Molecule: messenger RNA, 310 nt
Organism: Staurois parvus
Lineage: Eukaryota; Metazoa; Chordata; Amphibia; Anura; Ranidae
Source: the annotation of a GenBank genome assembly
UACAGGAGAUGACCAGAGACUGCAGACAUAGUACAGGAGAUGACCAGAGACUGCGGACACAGUACAGGAGAUGACCAGAGACUGCGGACACAGUACAGGAGAUGACCAGAGACUGCGGACACAGUACAGGAGAUGACCAGAGACUGCGGACACAGUACAGGGGAUGACCAGAGACUGCGGACAUAGUACAGGAGAUGACCAGAGACUGCGGACAGUACAGGAGAUGACCAGAGACUGCGGACACAGUACAGGAGAUGACCAGAGACUGCGGACAGUGCAGGGGAUGACCAGAGACUGCGGACACAGUACA